This is a messenger RNA of Aspergillus aculeatinus CBS 121060, 796 nucleotides long. RefSeq lists its product as uncharacterized. NCBI's taxonomy places the organism in Eukaryota, Fungi, Ascomycota, Eurotiomycetes, Eurotiales, Aspergillaceae. The record is from RefSeq and is a predicted model, not a curated record. The coding region runs from base 206 to 685 and encodes 159 amino acids. The transcript is spliced from 4 exons.
GCCACAUGGAUUUCAGCUAUCUGAGGAACUAUCUAGGCCUUUGCCCACUAUGGGCUCUGGGUGGACGCCUAUAUAAUCCAGAACAGAUAUCAGCGUCGAUGAACGGAUGAAAGGGUCGAGCUUGUCAGAUGAUUGAAGCGAAGCAAGAUAGACCCAAUGAACGAGACCAGAGGGAUGGAAUGUUGUUUGUUUGAAAAGCAAAGGAAUGAAGCUACGCACCUUCUCCCCUGGCCUCUUCAAGCCGCAGAACCAUACCAUGCAGGACUAUCGGUUGGUAAUUCGCCUGCACGGCCGUCAAGAUCUGUUGCGCUUGCUGGACGGUCUGCAUGCAAGCCACCCAAGAAAGGACCAGAAACUUACCUGGAAGGUGACGAAUGCGAUAUAUUGGCCACCUGGGUUGCCAUUGGGGCGCCUCUUGAAGUUGACGAUCUUCACCCAGCAAUCGGCGGACCACCGUCCCUUGAAAGUCGCCUUGAGGUCUGCGGACAACUUGGCUGGAGGAAUCCCAUUCCUCAGGCUGGAUUUCGAGAGAGCAAGAGAAGGUAUUGAUGAUGAUGAUGGUGGUGGUGGUGGUGGUGAUAAUCGGGGUAGCAGCACUUACUUGCCAACCAAAAGGGCGCUUCCCCUUGGGCAAAGAUACUGUGCGUUCACGUCGGUAAGCACAGUUUGUUGUUGUUGUUGUUGAGGUAGUGGCGAUGGCAGAAAUGAGGGUUGCUGAUAGCCGCCAAACAUAGGCGGCUGAGCAUACAGCAACACUGCAGGGCCAAACAUUUGAGGUGGCGCAAGCCACUGCUGC